AUGCCACCCUCAACGAUGACGCAAGGGCCGCAAUCCAGACUAGGUGACAACUUCAACGUCAAACGCGGCCAUACGACACAGCUCUCGAUAUCCGACCCCAGUCAUCAUGUCACAGAAGCGAUCGGAACGAUGUACGGCGACGAAGAUGACUCUGUUAAUGAGAAUGACCGACCUCUCAGCUACAUAAACGACGGCUACCAAGAACAGAUAGGGCGGCCCGACGCUCACUUCGGCUCGCACACUAGCAACGGCAGACAACCUCCCACACGAUCCGGUGCCGAUCACUCCAAUACGGCACAAAACUUGUAUCACGACCAAGGGUCUAGAAAGUCGCCAGCCUCACAUCUGCCCAACUCGAUGCACCGAUCAAGUUCCCUCGAACAGGGCCAACGUGGACAAGCGCCGUCUACGCCCUCCUCUCCCGUGUCACUUCGAGAGGUCCAAGCCGACGCUUCUGGCUCGCAGUUUCCCCUCACAAAUAUUGACAACCCAAACGACAUCGCCCUGGAACUCAGUAAUCUGCAGGCGUUACGCCGUUUGUCCAUGGAUGUUGGGAACCCAGUUGAUCCGGACAUGCCAAUGACUCUGUCUUCCAUCCCCCCAAUAGCGCCAAGUGGUAAUGACGAUGAGGAUGACCCUUCGCGCCUCCUUUGGGUACCGGCCAGAGUCCACCCCGAGCUGGCUCCCUCAGAAUUCAAGUCAUUCCUGGAGAAUAGAGUCAACUCCAUCAGACGACGCUCUGGCGAGAGCCACUUAUCAGUGGAUGGUGACAGGGAUGGCAGCGAAUCGAGCUCCCUACGACGUCGAAAGUCUAUGCUCUCCCACCAAAUAGUCAACUCUAGCGGUUCUGGGGCGGAUGGAUAUAUGGAUGGCGCCGAGCGAUUGGAGCGACAAAGGUCACGUCGGUCCAAUCGCUCUCACGAACUUAGUUUGGAUGAGCUGGUGAAAGACCCGGCCGGGGCCGUCCAAAGGAUCUCACAAGAGACGCAAGCUCAGUAUGGCGACUCGCAAGUAAACCGAGACGACAUGCCAAUUUUGCCCAUGGCUCCUGGCAUGGGACUCCGUCGAUCAACACGAACAACAUAUCGCAAGGGGGGGAGCCUUCGUACCGGGAAUCGAGGAUUCAUAUCACGACCCAGUACCAGCCGCCGGCAAGAGAGUGAGAGCUUGUCGACGACGAGCCCACCCCUCCCUGAUACGCCGAGAGAACGCAGCUUAGAACGGGUCAGUUCAGAGCCGAUUCAGGAAAACUUCUCAAGACCAAAUCGUGCCGUUCGCCGCCAGAAUAAGUUUGCACAGGAGUCGCCAACUGCACUUGCAGCGCUUGAAGGCACGGCACCAGGCUCCAACACAUCCAACGACACAAUAGAGCCUGAAGCAGAAGAGGCAACCUCAGCUCGCAGGGCAGUCUCGCCCCCAACCAUCUCUAUCACACAACAACCAUCCUCGCCAACUUCACCAACUCAAGAGAUAAAGGCCUCAGAUUCUUUCCCUCAAAGAUCAUCCUCACAGAGAGACGGCCCUCGUGAUGAUGUAAAACCGGAUGCCACCAAGGAUCAGGCUUCAUCGCACAGCACUCGUGAUGCGGGAGUGAAAGAUGCGAGCAAAUUGCCUUCCACGAAACAUCAUCAGCAAAACGUACACCCCCAAUCCCAACAAAACCAAACUCAGCAGCACCAACAAAUCAAGCAGCACUCGCAAGCUCAGUAUACGGCAAAGUCGCCCCCGCCGACAGCACAGUCUCAAACUCUGAGCGAGGGAUUGGCUUCGAACCCGAGCUUGCCAGGCGGCGGCAACACCAGGACUGACGCCUUGACCUUCAUCCCUACACUUGGCCCGGAUGAGCGCAAGAGCGAGAAGAAGUCGAAAAAGGACAAAGACGAUGAAGCAUCUAGCUUCAAGUCUAGCGGUGCUUGGAAAUGGCUCAAAGGUGUGACUGAUGACAAAAAGAAGGACGAGAGCAAAAGGUCCAAGGCCAAGGCGCUUGCGGAAAAGGCCCAAGAUAACGUUCGAUUGGAUGUCCUUCAAACCUCGAUCGACAAAACAGCACCCAAAGGACGCGAAAGUCUUGUGCUAGACCGUGAUUCAAUUGAUGGCAAACUGCAAGAAGAAAGAAAAAAGGAAAGCUUGAGAAAGAGCGAUUCGAGGAGAGAAAAAGAUGGUAAUAUCUUCUCGUCGAUAUUUGGCAGUGGCAAGAAGAAGGAAGAAAAAGAAAAGGAGAAGAGCACUAAAAAGCACUCCCUGCUGCACGUACCGGACGAGCCGAUCUACAAGCCACUACAGCCAGAUGUUGACUAUAACUGGACGAGGUUUCCUCUGCUGGAAGAGCGUGCCAUUUACCGCAUGGCGCAUAUCAAGUUGGCUAAUCCUCGCCGACCUCUACUAAGCCAGGUUCUGCUCAGCAACUUCAUGUAUAGCUAUCUGGCUAUUGUUCAGGCUAUGCAUCCACAAAUGAACAUUCCGAUUUCCCCCCAACAGAAACGUUUGGAGGAGGAAGCUAGGCGCAAGCAGCAAGAACAGGAGUAUCUUGCGCAACAGGGGGACGGUGAUCAACAGGAUAUGGACCAGUACAAUUUCGAUUAUCACCGCUCCACAAUCCAGUACGCCGAGUCUGGUAACGAUGGCUCGGUUGACUACGUCGAUGACGCCCAGAUUUACGAAGAUGACCAUGGAGAUAGCCAAGAGCACGACUACGAUUACGGUGAAUCCAAGUCAUAUGAGAAAGGGGAGAAGGACUAUUAUGAGUACCGCGAAAACUGA
This is a messenger RNA of Cordyceps fumosorosea ARSEF 2679, 2760 nucleotides long. RefSeq names its product telomere silencing protein Zds1. The transcript is spliced from 3 exons. Gene Ontology annotation, cellular component: cytoplasm; cell septum. NCBI's taxonomy places the organism in Eukaryota, Fungi, Ascomycota, Sordariomycetes, Hypocreales, Cordycipitaceae. The coding region runs from base 1 to 2760 and encodes 919 amino acids. The record is from RefSeq and is a predicted model, not a curated record. Gene Ontology annotation, biological process: establishment of cell polarity; positive regulation of G2/M transition of mitotic cell cycle.